AUGGGUUCCAGUCAUGGAAAAUCUUCAACUAUCAGGGAUCAAUCAGUUGAAGGCACAUUAUCUUCAGAUGGAGUUGAGACAGUUAUGGCAGAAGAGAAGGAAGAAAUCCUUCACAUCAGGAGACGGAAACCAAAUCCAAGACUCGGCCGAGGAGUACCAAAAGGCAUAGAAGGUGAACUAGUUUCUGCUGGAUGGCCUAAUUGGCUUGUUGCAGUAGCUAGUGAAGCUUUAAUUGGAUGGAUUCCAAGAACACCUGAUACUUUCGUGAAGAUGGAUAAGAUUGGCCAGGGAACUUACAGUAAUGUCUACAAGGCUCAUGAUUGUAUUCUCAAUAAGGUUGUUGCUCUGAAGAAGGUUCGUUUGGACAAUCUUGAUCCUGAGAGUGUCAAGUUUAUGGCGAGAGAGAUCAUCAUAUUGAGAAGGCUUGGUGAUCACCCGAACGUUAUCAAAUUGGAAGGUUUAUCCAUCUCAAGAAUGUCCAACAGUUUGUACCUUGUUUUUGAUUGCAUGGAAUAUGAUCUCAAGGGAAUUCAAGAACAAAAAGGAGUCAAGUUUACUGAACCUGAGAUCAAAUGUUACAUGAACCAGCUGCUUAAAGGGCUUGAUCACUGCCAUAGCUGUGGUAUCUUGCAUCGAGAUAUAACAACUUCUAACCUGUUAGUUAACAAAGAAGGUAUCCUGAAAGUUGCAGAUUUUGGGCUGUCAACACUUUUUGAUCCAGAACAAAGCAUCCCCUUAACUAGCCAGAUUGUGACUCUCUGGUAUAGGCCACCAGAACUUUUGCUUGGAUCAAAUUCUUAUGGAGUUGGAGUUGAUUUAUGGGGUGUUGGUUGUGUACUUGGUGAACUAUUUACUGGCAAGCCUAUUAUGCCUGGUAGAACUGAAGUUGAUCAAUUGCAUAAAAUCUUCAAGCUCUGUGGUUCUCCAUCUGAUGAUUUUUGGCUACAAUCUAAAUUGCCUAAUGCAAAGGUAUUUAAGCCAAUAGAGCCUUACAGACGGAUUCUUCACACGGCCUUUCAUGAUCUUCCUGCAUCUGCUGUAGGACUAAUGGACACUUUACUUUCCAUAAAAGCUGAAUAUCGAGGGACUGCAGCUCUUGCUCUUCAGAAUGAAUUUUUCACAACAGAACCGUUUGCUUGUGACCCCUCAAGUUUGCCACGAUGCUGCUCCAGCAAAAAGAUCAAUGCAAAAACGACAGAAACCAAGGGGAGUAGGGACCGGAAUUAUGCACGCGAUAGAAGGGUAAGGGCAUUUCCAGCAGCUGAAGCUAAUGCAGAAUUGAAGACUAACAGAGACAGAAGACAACUCCUUACCCAUUCAAAAGCCCAGAAUAGGCUUGAAAAAACCAAUGAAUAUGUCUCAGGAGGUGUUCUAAAUGAAGGAACAAACUCUUCUGCAUCUUUUCAGGAGUCCAGAAGAAAAGAGGGAUCAAAGAAUUAUACUCAGAGGUAUGCUACUCCUAAUCAAAGAGCAAAAAGGAAAGAACCAAUUCAUGAUAUCAAGGGAAAGAAGAAGUGGUCAGGUCCACUAUCUGAUCCAUCAGAUAAAAUGCAGGAUUUACUCAGAGAGCAUGACAAUAUGAUCCUCAAAACUGCUACGUGUGCGAGGCUUGAGAAGGGAUCAACUGCUAAAGGGAAUGACCAUGACUCUAAGGGAAAGACGAAUCAUUCAUCAACAUUGACUAGUGACCAAAUUUCUACUCUUUUACCUGACAAAUGGACCGGUGUGGAGGACUUACAAGAAGAUCACAAGGCAUGGAUCCUAAAAGAUCCUAAAAUAUUGGACAACCAAUAUUUUGGUCCACUUCCAUCUGCAUCAAAACCAAUCGAUGUGGAUAGAAUACUUAGAGCGCACGACCAACAGAUCCAAGAAUCUGUUGAACGUGCCAAGCAACAGAAAAAACUAGCUAAAGCUCGGUGUUGA
Messenger RNA from Solanum dulcamara, 1923 nucleotides. RefSeq names its product probable serine/threonine-protein kinase At1g54610. Gene Ontology annotation, cellular component: cyclin-dependent protein kinase holoenzyme complex; nucleus. The transcript has a single exon. Gene Ontology annotation, biological process: protein phosphorylation; positive regulation of transcription elongation by RNA polymerase II. Gene Ontology annotation, molecular function: RNA polymerase II CTD heptapeptide repeat kinase activity; ATP binding; cyclin-dependent protein serine/threonine kinase activity. The record is from RefSeq and is a predicted model, not a curated record. Lineage: Eukaryota; Viridiplantae; Streptophyta; Magnoliopsida; Solanales; Solanaceae. The coding region runs from base 1 to 1923 and encodes 640 amino acids.